GUGGCAAUGCCAGGUCCUCAAACUGAGCCAGGCUGGAUAUUGAACCCACACCUCCUCAGUAACCUGAGACACUGCAGUCAGACUCUUAACCCCCUGUGCCAAGCCAGAACUCCCAGGUGUAUAGAAUUCAAGGUGUAAUUUUAAACCAGACCAUAAGGAAAAUUCCAGGAUUUCUAAUUUCUGAGUGGGAUAUAAAUGGCUAGAAAAAGUGUUUCCAACUUAACAAGAAGCCAGAUAAAUACAAAAUCAUAAAUUUUCAUGAUUACUUCAGAGAGCUGAAAUCACAGGAGAAAUAAAAAAACCAAUGACAACAAACCUCUAACCUGAAGGAAGAACAGAAAGUUGUCCUGGGCCCAACAUUUAGAGCCCUACACUAUGGAGAGGGACAGAAACACUGAGGGAGACUGAUCUCCGAGACACAGGGACACAGGGUUUGCUUAAGACUGAGGCUAGACCUGAUCAGAGAUUCCCAUACACACACACACACACACACACACACACACACACACACACACCCCAGAUUACUGAACACUGAAUAACAAGCAUUUGCUUAAGACUGAGGCUAGACCUGAUCAGAGAUUCCCAUACACACACACACACACACACACACACACACACACCCAGAUUACUGAACACUGAAUAACAAGCAUUUGCUUAAGACUGAGGCUAGACCUGAUCAGAGAUUCCCAUACACACACACACACACACACACACACACACACACACCCAGAUUACUGAACACUGAAUAACAAGCAACUGUUUACUGUUUAAAAGAAGCGAGGUGACAGAGACAUUGUCUGAGCUGCAGGUGCAAAGAGAAGGCUUGAAACUGAGAAUGGAGCAGAAAUUAAGAAAACCAGCCCCUACCCUAAGCACAAGAUAAUGUCAAAGGAAUUUAAAGCUGGCGGCACACCGAAGAUAAGCAGAACAACAACGAAACCCACACCUAGCUCAACUACUGAUUGAACUGACUUAACCCCACUCACUAAAGGCCUGGCAAUGACGAUACAUAUCUAUUUCUGGACAUAAGUACUAUUUAUAUCAUUCUCUACUGUGCUAUGCACAAUAUCUAGCUUUCCAAUACAAAUUGGACAAAAAAGUAAAAUUUACUGAGACACAGCAGUGCUAUUCAUUUACCUAUUAUCUGUGCUGCUUUCAUGCUACAAUGUCAGAGUUGAGUAGUUGCCACACAAACCAUAUAGCCUACAAAACUCAAAAUAUUUAUUUAAUGAAAAUGAAAAACUAUGAUAUUAAAAUUUGUGGGAUGGAUCUAAAGCAAUGCUUAGAGGGAAACGCAUAGCAUUAGAUGUUUGUAUUAAAAGACAGUCUAAUUAAUAGUUUAAGCCUCCAUCUUGUGAAACUAGAAAAUUGAGCAAUAAACCCAAAGCGAAGUAGAAGGAAAAAAAUAAUGAAGAGCAGCAAUCAAUGAAUUUGAAAAGAGAAAAUAAAGGAUAAUAAAGUUGAAUAACAGCACUGACCAAGAAAAAAGACACUAAUUAUAAAUAUCAAGAAUGAAAAAAACGAUUUCACUAUAGACCCUAGAGAAACUUUUAUUUUUAAAUUUUAAACUUAUUUUGCAUUUUUUAUUGUUUCUUCUAUUUCCUUGUUCUUAUUUUUGAUGAUUUCAUCAGGUGGCUAUUCAUUCCAUGUUUGUCUCAAUAAGGAAAUGAUUUAAAUUUAGGAAGUAAAAUUGACAGGAUUUGAAAACUACUUGAAAUAGGGAGAAGGAAGUGAGGGGAGAGAAAGCCAGCUGGAUGAAAAUUUUACCUGAGUUGCCCGAUUCAUAAUAGUGUUUGGUUGUUGAUAUGCUAUUUUGGGAUAAUGUGAGUCUGAGCAAGAUGAUAAAUUCAUCUGGGACACAGUAAGCCUUAGUUUACCUGGUGGACAUCUGCAUAGAGAUGCCUAGUAGGGAGACAGAUAUGUGGGUUCGGUAUUUGAAAGGUUUGGGGGUCAUCAGCUUACAGGUAGGAUUAAAACUGAGUAGUUUGAUGCGUGUUGAUUGAGAAAGGAUAGAGAGCCCAGACUCUAUGAAAAUUGCUUCCAAUUCAUUGGUGCCCUUAAGACAACACCAGGAAACAGAGUUCCAACUACCAAGGAAAAGAACUUGCAUGGGCAGAGGAGGACUUUGUCCGCAAACAGGAACCCAGAGCAGCUCAGGACAUAAGGAUGGGGAUGGAGCUCUGCGAACAAAUAUUCAUGAUGACUAUAGAGUUUGGGAUAUUCAGAAAAGUGAAUUUUAUAAACCAGAACAAACUUACUAUCCCCCUACUGUGAAAUUUGGAAAUUCGACUACGUUUCAGGAUGACUACGUUCCUCAGGAGAUAAAGCCUAGGCAAAGCUGUAAGCCCAGCUCUGCGGUCAAACGUUCUACUGCCCCCUUUAAUGGUGCUACAAGUCACCGCCUGGAUUAUGUACCUCAUCAGCUAGAAUUCAAGUUCGCGAGGCCAAAAGAAGUUUACAAGCCGACCCACCAACCCUUUGAGGAUCUCACAACUCACCGAUAUGACUUUCAGGGUCUUGUUGGUGAGGCUGCAAAAAUCUGCAGACCUGCGUACAACAGAGUGGCCCAGAAUGCUCACUUUGAAGGAAGCACUGAAUUCCGUGAAAGUUUUCAACCAUGGGAAAUCCCACCACCUGAGGCCAAGAAAGUACCCGAGUACGUCCCUCCCACGGGUGCCAUGCAGUGCGACAGCACAAGCCACCUCGACUACAUUCCACACCAGGCCAAACGUGUGGUUCCCAUCAGGCCAGUUUCUCAUAGAAGAAAUAACAAUUUUCCUUUCCAAGGAAAAAGCACCACGAAGGAAGAUUUUCCAGCAUGGGAAAUUUGUCGACAAGAACUUAUUAAGAAGCAACAGCAGAUUCCCAACCCCUCUGGAAAAUUCGAUGGUUUGAGCACUUUCAGAUCUCACUAUGUGCCGCAUGCGUUGAUUCCAACGGAGAGCUGCAAACCUUUAAAUGUUCCCUUCAAGAGUUCCAGUCCAUUUGAUGACGUAACCUUGUACUCUACAGAGUAUACACCAAAGAAACAGGAGAUCUGCCCUGCGAGUUAUCCUUCUCCUCCAGGUUAUAUCUUUGAAAAUACAAAUUCCCGAGGUCAUAAAUUCUUCCGCAAGGUCACCACUCCCACAGUGAAGGCCUUCUAAUCAUCAAAUUGUGUUUAAAAGGAACCUAAUAGAAAUGCUGAUUUUUCAAGGGCAAACCCAAUUUUCUAUAUAGCAGAAAAAAUUUGCAAGAGCGAGCGAAAACAAAUCAUUUUUUAAAAUUUUAAACAAGAAAUUGAGAAAAUUAUAGGAAAUCAAGAUUUCAAAAUCCAUUUUGUAUUGAUGUUUUAGCCAAGAUUGUUCUUUACUUAGCAUUUCUGAAAGUUGAAUGAUGCACAUUCCCGUCUGACCUACUUUAAUCCCAACGUACUGUUUGGUUACUUGUCUUGAUCUAUUAUUGUUUAUACUUGUGUUUAUAAUUAUGGAAAUCAUAUGGUUAUUCACAUGCCAGUUAUCAUCUAUCAAGUGCACUAGGACUCUCCAGAACACCGCUGAAAAUGGUACAUGGAGUCUUCUUCCAAGACAGCAGUAUUUUUUAGAUGCUGACUUCAAGUCAUCUGCAUAGUGUACCCUGAACCUAGUUUUGCUUGGUGCUAUGAAGAUGGCCACACUGCUCCUCACUGUGUUCAGGUUAAUAGGAGGUAUGGUCGUGUGACAAGUAAAGCUGCAGGCGCUGGAGUUCAAGUUCCAAUGACAUCAGUUCAAGUUCCAAUGACAUCAGUUUCUAUCUCUGCCACCCUAGGCAAGUGACUCAUAUCUUGGAGUCCCCGUGUCUUCAUUUGUAAAAGAAUAUCUGCUUUCCCUACCUCACAAAAAUUUUGCUCUGAGCAUCAUGUCACAGGAUACAGUAUAAUCUACAAAGGAAAAGUGUCAAACAAAUGUCAGAGAUUGGGAGUUCCCGUCGUGGCUCAGCAGAAACAAUCUGACUAGCAUCCAUGAGGAUGCAGGUUCGAUCCCUGGCCUCACUCAGUGGGUUAAGGAUCCAGUGUUGCCAUGAGCUAUGGCGUA
Molecule: messenger RNA, 4052 nt
Organism: Sus scrofa (pig)
Lineage: Eukaryota; Metazoa; Chordata; Mammalia; Artiodactyla; Suidae
Source: RefSeq, a predicted model, not a curated record